CACUGCAGUAAGAAGAAGAAGCAGCAGCAUCACUGCUCGGAGUCACAGCAUCACCGGACAUCCACACCGCGAGUCUCUCUGCCAUUAUAUCUGCAUCACGGCUGAGAGACGAAGCUUCACGGGAGAACCAGAGGACAUGGUGCCUUUAUUUUUGUUCCUGGUCGUCCGCAUUGGCGCGUCCAUCCCACAUCCGACACCUGCAGGUGAAGUCUGUGAACUGGUUCCAUGUGAGAACGGUGCUGACUGUCCCAGUACACCAGCUGACGAAAAUGUUUCCUCAUCAGGCUGGAAGUGGGAAGAGCAAGCUGUAAUUGCGCCCUGCAGCCCGAACCCGUGUCAUAACGGAGGGGUGUGUGAGCUCGGUGAGACCUACCGCGGUGACACUUUUGUCCGAUAUUUGUGUAGGUGUCCGCUUGGCUUCGAUGGUGUCCAUUGCCAACACAAUCUUAAUGAGUGUGAGAAAAACCCAUGUAAAAAUGGAGGCAGCUGCACAGACCUGCGAGCAAACUACACCUGCCAUUGUCCCGGCGAAUACAUGGGGCAGAACUGUCAGUACAAAUGUUCUGGACCUUUAGGGAUGGAAGGGGGGAUCAUUUCGAACCAGCAGGUAACAGCUUCCUCCACACUUCGAUCUCUGUUCGGCCUGCAGAAAUGGUUUCCGUACUUCGCCCGACUCAACAAGAAGGGCCUUGUCAAUGCCUGGAGCGCAGCCGAGGGUGACCGAUAUCCAUGGAUUCAGAUAAAUCUGCAGCGGAGGAUGAGGGUGACCGGACUGAUAACACAGGGUGCCAAGCGAAUUGGAAGCCCAGAGUACGUGAAAUCAUAUAAAGUAGCAUACAGUGACGACGGGAAGGCCUGGAGCAUGUUUAAAGUCAAGGACACAGAUGAGGACAUGAUAUUCACUGGAAAUACUGAUAAUAAUUCCCCCUCAGCUAACUCCUUCAGUCCACCAAUCGAAGCGCAGUACAUCCGCAUUUACCCACAAGUCUGCAGGAAACACUGCACACUGCGAAUGGAGCUCCUGGGCUGUGAGCUCACAGGAUGCUCAGAGCCCAUGGGGAUGAAGACCGGACACAUCCAGGACUACCAGAUCACCGCCUCAAGUGUGUUUAAGACACUGAACAUGGACAUGUUCUCCUGGGACCCCUCCAAGGCCAGACUGGACAAACAGGGCAAGGUCAACGCAUGGACAUCAGCCCAUAACGACCAGUCCCAGUGGCUGCAGGUGGAUUUGCUGAUUACCACCAAAAUCACAGGAAUUAUCACCCAAGGAGCCAAAGAUUUCGGACACGUGCAGUUUGUCGGUUCCUAUAAAGUGGCGUUCAGUAAUGAUGGGGAGAAAUGGCUCAUUUAUCAGGAUGAGAAGCAACAGAGGGAUAAGAUCUUCCAAGGAAACUUUGACAACGAAACACACAGAAAGAAUGCAUUAGAUCCGCCGAUUUACGCCCGAUUCCUCCGGAUUCUUCCGUGGUCGUGGUAUGGACGCAUUACUAUGAGAGUGGAGCUUCUGGGGUGUCCGGAGGAACAAUGAAACUACGGCACAUUUUAUGACAGACUGUGUAAAAACAACAUUUCUAAUUGUGAUCUUUCAAGGAUGCUUUGGCCUGAUUGGAAAAUGAAAGAUCUUUUGAUUACAGUCAAAAAGUUGAUGAUAGUCAAUGAUUGUUGAAUUUUUUUUCUCUCGCUCUGGAAACAGCAAUUCACCAUGCUUCUCAAAUGUUACUGUCACUGUACAACUGACUACUAUAUUUCAUAGUAUUAUUAUCAGAAAUAGUUCAAUUGUAUUCACUCAGGUCAAAGGCCACAUGCUAGAAUAGUUCAAGUAUAUGAUUUAUGAAUAUAGAGAGGAGGUGAGAACUGGUGUUCUUAUGAAUUUAUGUGGUGUAAUUUGUAAUUUAUUACAAUUCAAUUGAAGCAAAAUCUAUGAAUGAAAAGUAUAGGAGUGGGGUAAACUGUGACGCUUAGCAAGAUUUACUUCACAUGGAAAGACACAGAUUUAAGACUAAAGGCUCAUUCACACCAAGAACGAUAACUAUAUUUGUGUCCACAUAACGUUUGAUGUAGUUCUGUUUAUUUAUUAUAAACUCACAAUGAUUUGUCAUCAGCCUUUAAAUGCUCUGUUAUCAUUAUAUAGUGGUGUAGACUCUGCUAUUCUUAGCAAUUUAGAAUUCGUUCGUAACUAUAUCUUUUCUGUUAUCUUAGUGAUCGUCCUUGGUGUCAACAGGCCUUAUGUGUGAUCAGAUUUACCAUUGCUUGGCAAAUUUUUUGGGUGAAAUCCAGUCAUUUAAACAGAAAACCACAAGUUUGGGAAUUUUGCAUGAGGGGAAUUUUUCCACGCACCAAUUUCACUACAGUUUCAAGUCGGUCACAUGAAUUAGCCGCUUUGACCAACAGAGAGAACCAUUAUUCUACUCUUAAAAAUAUUUUAGGAAUAAAAUGUAAGUUUCAUGUAUUCAGAAUAAAAUUUUCACCCGUUUGAAAUACAGAGUUUGAACUCAAAACAAACUAAUAAUAAUAACAUGAUGCAUUUUUAAAUAAACAAUAAACAAGUUUAUAUAUUUAUCAUAAAUAAAACAAAUUUAAACCGAAUUCACAAUGAAAAGAUUCAUGCUCAUUCUGUAAUUUCAAUAAAUGCAUUUUGAAAAUAUGAUUAUUUAAAUGAAAUCAAAUUGAAAUAGCUAAUAAAUCUUGCCAUGAUUUCGAGUGAAUAAAAAUCAACUUGAUUUAUGUAUGACUGAUAAAUAUGCAUCGCAUUAAGUUUAUUAGUUUGUGCUAAAACUGUGUAUUCCAAAUGAAUAUAUUCAAAUAUGUAUAUAUUUACUUUUCAAAUGAAAAUUAGCCCAUAAAUUACUCAUCCUCAAGUCAUCCUAGGUUUAUAAGACUUUCUUCUUUCAGAGGAAUCCAGUUGGAGAUAUACAAAUAAUUGUCUUUGAUCUUUCAAGUUAUUUAAUGGCACUCAGCCGGUGUUGCAGUGCAUCAGUCCAAAAGAGGUGAAAUAAAAAGUGCCCAUCCUUAAUGAAAAGUGUCUCACAUAGCUCCUGGGGGUGAACAAAGUCCUCCUGUAGUGUGUUUUUCUAAGAAAAAUAACCAAAGCAGUUCUGGGCCGUACAGCAAUUAUGUACGAGGCCGACUUUGUGCAUGCGCCUCUCAGAAGUGACGAACGCGGAAGCACAGCGUGACAAUGGUCACUAAUCAGAAGUAUAAAAUGAAUAUUUAUAAAGAAGAAUGUUUGAGGAUUUCGAUAUAAGCCAAGAGGAGACUGGUUUUAUGUUGCUAAAGUAAGGAAACUUUGCGUCCUUUGCUCCUUUUAACAAACGUUGUUUUUUACGAGAUUCACUGGUGCAUGCACAGUGCUGAACUCAUACGCAAUGUGCCUGCAACUGCUUAUGUGUACAAUUGUUGAUGGAAGCUACAUUAAAUUGACUAUUACGUUUUGAAUAUUAUUAUUUUUCUUACAAAAACGCAUUUGAAUCACUACCUUUGUUCACUCCCAGGAUUUGUGUGAGACACAUUUUAUUAUGGAUGGGCGCUUUUUAUUUCACUUCUUUUGGACUGAUGCCUGAACACCUGCUGAGUGCCAUUAAACAGCUUCAAAGAUCAACGACAGUUUUUAAUAUCGACUGGUUUCGACUGAACGAAGAAAGUUAUAAACACCUAGAAUGACUAGAAGUUGAGUAAUUUAUGGGCAAAUUUUCAUUUUGGGGUGAACUAACCCUUUAAGUGGGCGAUACAUUUACUUGCAACAACUUAGCGUUCAGUAAUUCAGAUAUGUCCAAAGUCAACACAAACAACAAAGUAAACAUGGAAUCAAAAUUAAAUGAGUUACUGCUGUAAAUAAUUCAUUUUUGUACCAUUUCUCUCAAAAAUUUGUAAAAAUACAGAAGUGAAUUGAUAUUUACACUGACUUUCAUGUUGCCUUUAACUCAAACAAGUGAUAACAAGCCAACAAACAUUUUCUUUCUUUUUCUUCCUUUGUAGUGUUUUUUGAAAACCUGUAAAUACAAAUCAGUAUAAAGCAAGAACAGUUUGGUAUAAUCAUAUAUAUACUAGCUUUCUAUUUCUUCACUGCUGUAUUCACUGGACAGUUAUUGAACAGACCUGAUUAUAAUGUACAAUAGUAUUGCUGAACUCUUAAUGGUCAUUUUAACAAUAAAAAUCAA
Messenger RNA from Carassius auratus (goldfish), 4160 nucleotides. Its product is annotated as EGF-like repeat and discoidin I-like domain-containing protein 3. Bases 137 to 1531 code for a protein of 464 amino acids. The record is from RefSeq and is a predicted model, not a curated record. The transcript is spliced from 11 exons. NCBI's taxonomy places the organism in Eukaryota, Metazoa, Chordata, Actinopteri, Cypriniformes, Cyprinidae. Gene Ontology annotation, cellular component: plasma membrane. Gene Ontology annotation, molecular function: calcium ion binding; signaling receptor activity.